AUGCCACGGGUUCUGGCAGAUCCAAAGCCCAAGGCCGCCAGAGGGGCUCGUGGCGGGCUGUCAGUGCUUGACCUGAGGCAGAGGCUGAAAGCUUUGGGCCUGCGUGUGACUGGAUCGAAAGCCGAGCUGGAAGAACGUUACGAGGCGGCCACGUCUGCCCACGAGGGCAAGAGAGAAAGAGAAGGAGACGAUGGAGACGAGGAGCUUCCGACCUCGCCAAAGCGUGCGAAGGUAGAGGCUUCUCCCAAGAAGUCGCGGAAACCAAGCUCGCCAAAGACGAGUUCUCCCAAAUCCAGUGCAAAGCUGGAGGAGCCCCCUAGCUCGCCAAAGCGCGCAAAGGUAGAGGCUUCUCCCAAGAAGUCGCGGAAACUAAGCUCUCCAAAGACGAGUUCUCCCAAAUCCAGUGCAAAGCUGGAGCCGGAUACUCUAGAGAGGAUGGUUUCGGACGGCGACGUGGGGGACCCUUUGGACUUCGAAGCUGAGCUCGAGGCACAGUUGGAAGGCCUUGGUGACUUCAAGCCGGAACAGUUGGAGGAAGCGACUCUUGCCGACGAGGCCAAAGAAGAGAAACUCGAGCCAGGCCAGGCUUCGGCCGGCCGCGAAGCUCCCGCACUCCAGGAGGUGAACGAGGUGAAGGAGAUGUGUUCGGCCGCCAUGGAGUCGGAAGACCUGCUGCCCGACGAGUACAGGUUGCAGUUAGAGUCGCCUCACAAAGAUUUGAUUGACAUGGUAAUGAGUUCGCACGCCUGGUGGCGAGCGGGGCUGCGGUCCUUGGUGCAAAGCCUCAAUGACCUGAACGAGGUGGACCGCGCGGAGUUGCCCAAGAAGAUGGAUCAGAUGGGAGCCUCGCAGCUGGCCAAGCUGCUGCGUCGAUUCCAGGAGGCCGUGGAGCGUCCGCUGAAGUCCUUCUCGGAUCACCUGAAGCCCGCGCUCGCCCGGCGGAUUCAUGUGGGGACCAUGGACCUCAUGGGCAGCUCACAUGAAGCUUAUCGUCGAACGUUCGAAUUCAUUGAGCUGACGAACACCUGGAACGAUCUGGACGUGCCCACACGCGCCAUCAGCAAGACCUACAGGCAGCUUGAGUGUGGAUACAGAGACCCCUCGAUGUACAAGGCCCUCGCGCGCCGCGCUGGCGAUGCCCGCGACUCCUUCCGGGUGGUGGUGAAGGUGAGCUGCGUUGCAACGCACAUCCUGAGACUUCAGCAAGUUCAGGACUGGUGGCCGAAGCUCUGGCAAGAGAAGUACCAGCACUUGGCGCCUUGCACCGUGGCCUUCCUGUGGCAGUUUCCACCCAGCUGGGUGUACAGCGACGAGGCCUACCAAAGGAUGGAGCGGCUGGUGGAGUAUUUGGCCUCCAACAAGAGUGGCGUCCAGGAGGCGCGCCACAUCGUGGACUUCAGGGACGGCUCGUGGUACCGCGAAGACGUCUACGAAUUCUUGAAGAAGCACCGUUGGUGUUUAGCCUGGUUGCAUUUGAACAAUGCGGACGGUUGGGCGUCCAACCUGCCCUCCGGCUGGACGGACCGAGUGCAGACGACGAACUUCUGCUUCUGUCGGCUCUUCGGCCCCGACGGGCGAACGCAUGGCAUCUAUGACAACAAGUUCUUGCACGAGCUUUUUGAUAGCUGCCCAAUGGGCACCACGAGCUAUGUGCUCUUCGGGAACAAGGAGGACCACAUUUGUGCCAAUGUCAGCGAUGCGCCGCAAGAAGAGCAUGACUUCGAGCGUAAGGAAUCCAAAGCAUCACGACAAGAUUGCAGUGCUCCAGCCCUCGACUUCGCCGGAACUCUCCGGGUGGAAUCGGUGCAACCGGAGCAUGGGCCGCUACGGCCGCGAGCUGAGCGCUCGGCACGAGGACCGGAUCCCGCGGGGAAGUACCUGGAUGCGGCGCGGCAACGGCGGAAGGACCACCGAAGCGGCCAGACGAGGCCGGAGGCGCCGAUCGAGUGGCCGGUGGCGGAUCUCACCGGUGGCUUUGACGCGGAGGCCGUGAGCAGGUGGCUGAAGGAGCUGGAAGCUGGGGGUCGCCUGGCAUUCCGGGGCCUUGAGAAGGAGCAACGGGCUGUGGUGCAUCGAUUGGCGCAUCAACUGGGCUUCAUCAACACCUCCAAAGCCGAUCCAGAGGGAUGCUCUGCCCGGAUGGUCUGCGUGCUGCGGCCGCACACCACCUCCGCGCAGCCGCCGUCCGCGGAGUCCGCGUCGGCAGAGGUGGCGGCGAGCUCGAGAGAGACCCGUUCCGCCUUCGUCGCUGGGCCGCCCACGUCGCCGCCGGCGCGGCGCUGGCGCCGGAGCGCCGUGAAGCGGGGUGGUGCCGGCGUGGGACAGGAGACUCCUGAUGCCAGACUGCCGCUACCAGUUUCCAUGCCAAUGCAAGAGGUGGAUGAGGCACCGAUGACUCUUGGCACCCUUUCGAAGGUGACGGGAUCGCUGUGCAUCGUGUGGCUGCGGGACGACCUACGGCUGCAGGACAACGAGGCGUUGCUGCGCUCCAUGAGCUUCUCUGCAGUGGUGCCAGUCUUCAUUUUGGAGGAGCCAGUGGUCGAAGCCCACGGGCUAAGGAGCCUGCGCGGUGCCGCACGCUUCUGGAAGCACGAGUCCCUGCGAGUCUUCUCCAAGACCCUGGCCUCGUUAGGCUCGGGGUUGAUCCUGCGCGUGGGAGGAGCUGCGGGAGCGGAGGCAGAGCUGCUCAAGAUCUGGCAGGAGCUUGGAGCGCCGCAGGACAGCACCUUAGCCUUCAACCGCCGUUGCGAGCGCUGGCAGCAGAGUGUGGAUGAGCAGUGCAGCAACGCUUGCAGAAGAGCUGGUCUGAAGGUGGAGAGCUUUCCAGCCAAUGUGCUUUAUGAGCCCCAAGAUCUGCAGCCCAUUGAGCGUUGGCAGCGCUGGCGUGCACGGGUGCGGGCCGCGAGCGGUGAGGCUGGAGGACGUCAGAAAGGCCUCGAGCACUUGAGUGGUUUUGGCAGCUAUCGUUUCCUGGCUCAUGCCUUAGAGGAAUUGGGCCUUCCCGCCAAGCCGUUGGCGGCCGUCGUGCGUUUGCCCCCUUUGCCUGUGCUGCGUUCGGAGCCGCUGUGUGUGCUGGGCCUGGGCGACACUCGGGGCAUUGGCUUCACCAGCUGCAGAAGGCAGUCGCAGCCUGGCGCUGGCAGUCAUCGCGAUUGGGCGCGGGGGAUACGAGCCUGGUGGCGUGUGGGAGAGGAGGCAGCCCAGGAGAGGUUGAAGAACUUCUUGGAGGUGCUGGCGAGGGGAGACUUUGAGGGCCGAAAGCGCCUGUUGAGCGACGAGAAGAACACCAGUGAGCUGUCGCCAUAUCUUCGCUUUGGGGAGAUUUCAGCGAGGUUCGUGUACUGGGCUGCGAGGUCUCAGUGUGCGCAGAGGACGGAACAGAAGAUUUUCCAACAUUCAGGAUACGGAUACGAGCAGGAGCGGCCAAAGGCCAAUGCCACCUUCCUGCGGCGCUUCAUGUGGCGAGACCUGGCGUAUUGGUUCCUUUGGGAAUUUCCCUCUUUGCCGCACACCUCCCUGCGUCUGCAGUACGAGGAGCAGGCGUGGAAUGGCACAGAUGUUGAGCUGAAGAAGUGGCAGAAGGGAGUCACAGGUUUUCCCUUGGUGGAUGCCGCCAUGCGGCAGCUGUGGCACGUGGGAUGGAUGCCCAACUAUGUGCGGCAUGUGGUCGCACAGAUGCUCAUUGAGUAUUUGGACAUCAGCUGGAAGCAUGGGCUGGACUGGUUUGACUGGACGCUGGUGGAUGCGGAUGUGGCCAUCAACAGUUUCAUGUGGCAGAACGGUGGUCAUUCGGGGCCGGAUCAGUGGGAGUUCGUGCUGCACCCGGUGAACGCGGCCAAGAGCUGCGACCCACUGGGCACCUACGUGCGCCGCUGGGUGCCGGAGCUGCGCAGCUGCCCGGCGGAGUGGAUUCACCGGCCUUGGGAGAUGCCCUUGGGAAGGAGGACGUGGAUUUAUUUGGAGCCGAUGAUCAAGGACCUGGACGAGGCCCGGCGCCGCCACUGCCGGAACGUCUUGGAGGUGCGCCGGAGGCACCCAGAGACCAUUGCGCGGAACGGGCACGAGUGGCUCAAGCUGCCCGGGCGGAAGGGAUUGCUGGCCAAGUUGGUAACCCGCCAGGAGUUCCGUGCCGACACGGAGGAUUUCAUCUUCUAUCAGAGCCGGCCCAAAGGCCGCUUUGCGAAGCCGAAGCCGAAGCCACUGGAUGACAACCAAGCGGUGCUGGCGGAGCACAUGGAGCUUUGA
Messenger RNA from Durusdinium trenchii, 4245 nucleotides. Lineage: Eukaryota; Dinophyceae; Suessiales; Symbiodiniaceae. The record is from the annotation of a GenBank genome assembly.